Molecule: messenger RNA, 2277 nt
Organism: Giardia duodenalis
Lineage: Eukaryota; Fornicata; Diplomonadida; Hexamitidae
Product: putative Long chain fatty acid CoA ligase
Exons: 1
Coding region: 1-2277 (758 amino acids)
Cellular component (GO): membrane; endoplasmic reticulum
Molecular function (GO): long-chain fatty acid-CoA ligase activity
Source: RefSeq, a predicted model, not a curated record
AUGAGUGAGCCCCGCAAGCCGGAACUGAUCAACGGAGAGUAUCACAUCUACGAGUGUCCUAUUACAACAAAAAGUCACAUGCCGGUCCAGGAAGAUGCCGAAACAGACACAACUAAAACGAUUCUACAGAAUGUACGUGCAACCAUGAAACGCUAUCCAAACGAGCCUUACCUCGGGUAUCGUGCUGGCCUGGCCACGUGCGUCAAGGAGGUAACCGAUAAGUAUACCUACAUGACCUAUGGCGAGGCAGACUCCUACGUGACCGAGCUCGCCAAGGUCCUGACAAAGCUUGGUAUUGGGAAAGGCGACCGCGUUGGCAUCUUUGCACGCAACUCCCCCCUCUGGCUGCUUUUCGACUUCGCGUGCACGGCCGUGGGCGCAGUGGUCGUCCCUAUCUACGACACCCUUGGGGCCGCCAAGACAUCGUACUGCAUCAACCACGCAGAGGUUCGCCUUCUGGUCACUCAGACAGAGCUACUCCCACUGGUUCUCGGAAUAUGGCCAUCGUGUCCAAGUCUACAGCGCGUUGUCUUACUUGAUAUGACCACUUCUUCUCUGGAGGAUAUCAAGUUGGGUUCACAGCUUCGUAAAGCAGUACAGUUCUAUGCAGAGGUGGAGAAGCUCACUGACGCAGAAUUGGGAAUCAACAGUAAUUCGUUCUACAAAGCAAAGAAGACCUUUCACUUUCUUCUUGACAGCCACAGUUCUACUGGUGACGCAGCUAGCAACCUUUCUGACAACACUGACCUCCGCAUGAAGACGGCGAAUGUGAGUGAGGAGAAUACUGCCGUUGCUGCCGUACUCGAAAAGCUUCUACAGUGUCUUGACCUCCAGUCUUGUACCGAUGACACCUUGAAGUCUGCCACUACCGACAAGCUUCUAUUUUUGUCUUGUGAGCUUUCCAGUGUACAGGGGCUGGACUACGUAGGGGACUGUCCUUUAUCUAUGGAUGAUCUCCAUACCAUUCUCUACACUUCAGGAACCUCGGGGAAUCCGAAGGGCGUUGUUCACACACAAAAGACUAUUCUGGGAGGAUACUGCAUGGGGCGUGCCUUUUUCCCCUACAGGCUGAGUCAUAUCACUGGUAGAAUCACCACAAUACUCUCCUAUCUUCCGCUAGGACAUAUCUAUGAGCGAGAGAUCGAGCAUUACUGCAGCAUCAGAGGCUGCAAGAUAGCAUACUAUGCUGGUAACACAAAGAACUUAACCACAGACAUCAAGCUGGCCAAGCCGACGAUCCUACUGGCCGUUCCGCGGGUGCUCCAGAAGAUCUACAACGCCGUGAUGGUGAAGGUUGAAGCGUCGCUUGUCAAGAAGGCUGUCUUCUGUCUAGCAUGCAAGGUGAAGGAGUACACGGAGGGGUCCUGGAUUAAGACGGGAACACUACCCUGGCUCGACAACGUCGUCUUCAAGGACAUUAAAGCCGCCCUCGGGGGCCACCUCGAGCUCAUCGUUAGCGGAUCCUCUGCUCUCCCCCAGGAGGUGUGGCGAUUCAUGCGUCUCUGCACCGGUGCUCGGAUUACAUGUGGGUAUGGUUUGACAGAGACAUGUCUUGUGGGUCUACGUGUACUGCCACACGAUCCAAUUGAGUACAGUCCCGCUGGAAAGCUCGUUUCGUUCAUGCAAGCCAAGCUCAUUGACAAGAGCGACACCUGCGAGCUCUCGCUGAAGACUCACCGCGUUGGGGAGCUUCUCUUGAAAGGUCCCGGGAUUGCGAAGGAGUACUACAAGAUGCCAGAGAGCCCUCUACGGGACGCGGACGGCUACUUCCACACGGGAGAUCUGAUGAGGCUCAACGAUGACGGUUCCCUCACAUUUGUCCGCCGCAUAAACAUGGUUGUGAAGUCUCUCAUGGGCGAAUUCAUUGACAUAUGCGCAGUUGAGGACGCCAUGGAGAAGAGCCCACUCUUUGCAAGCGUCUUCGUGCAUGCUCAGAGUGACAAGUCGUUCCCGAUUUGCGUCGCUGUCCUGGACAAGACUGCGCUUGCUCACCGUCUGAAGUGUAGCACUGAUGAUGUGGAGAGACCGGAACACACAGAUACCAUUAAGUCUCUCCUGGCUAAUGAAGCUAACAUCUUCGUUAAGCGUGCAGGCUUGAAAGGCUACUGUGUCCCCAAGUGUUUCAGGUGGCUCUUUGACAUUGACUGGAGCACGGACCAGGAGCUCAUGACCCCGUCUAUGAAGAAGCAGCAUCGCUUCUUUGCGAAGCGCUAUGCUACGGAGAUUGCAAGCAUGUGGGAGGAGCUUCAAUCAUUUGAUAGGCAAAACUCUAAAUAA